GGGGCGAGGGGGAGGGUGUCCCGGCGUCGCCAUCUUGAGGGAGAGCCGAGCUCUCUUCGCGUCUCGCUGCUGUUGCCGCCGCCACCACCACCCUUGCCUCGCUCUCCCAUCUCUCUCCGUUCUCUCGUCCUACUCGCAUCCGAAAGCCAACGCGAUGGAGGAGAGGGAAGACCAGGUCUAUCAAGCCAAGCUGGCCGAGCAAGCGGAGCGCUAUGAUGAAAUGGUGGAGGUGAUGAAGAAGGUGGCCGGGCUCAACCUGGAGCUGUCGGUGGAGGAGCGAAACCUGCUGUCGGUUGCCUACAAGAACGUGAUCGGGGCACGGCGCGCAUCCUGGCGCAUCAUCUCCUCCAUCGAGCAAAAGGAGGAGAGCAAGGGCAGCGAGGGAAAACUCAAGAUCAUCCGCGAGUACAGGCAGACUGUGGAGAAGGAGCUGAAAGAUAUCUGCAUGGACAUUCUGGAGGUGCUCGACAAGCACCUGAUUCCCGCCGCCAUGACGGGUGAAUCGAAGGUCUUCUACUACAAAAUGAAGGGCGACUACCACCGGUACCUGGCAGAGUUCGCCACCGGCAAUGACCGGAAGGAGGCAGCGGAGAACAGCCUGGUGGCGUACAAGGCAGCGAGCGACAUCGCAACCACCGAGCUGCCACCCACGCACCCCAUCCGCCUCGGCCUCGCGCUCAACUUCUCCGUCUUCUACUACGAGAUCCUCAACUCGCCUGACCGCGCUUGCAAGUUGGCCAAGACUGCGUUUGACGACGCCAUCGCAGAGCUGGACACGCUGAGCGAAGACUCGUACAAGGACUCGACGCUCAUCAUGCAGCUGCUGAGGGACAACCUGACGCUGUGGACGUCUGACAUGCAAGGCGACGCUGAGGCCGAGACCGUAGAGAGCAAGGAACCAGUGCAAGAUGCCGAAGACGAGAAGAACUAGGCCUUGCACCACCCAAACAAAACUCCCGCCCGCCAUCCCAAACCCCCACUGCCGGGCCACCCUCCCACCCCAAUCCCCCAGCCUCCCCUUCGGCCGCUCUCCUUGCUCCCCGACCCCUACCCCCCCCCAAGCCCCCUGUGCCCUGCCCCCCACACCCCAGCCAGGCAGCCGGUCAGAAAAUUUCAUUCACCAGAAAAAGGGGGGAGCAGUUUCAGUCAACCCCAGAUUAGAUUACAUACUACAUGAAAUAAAUGAUGAGACCUUUUCAAAAAAAAAAACUUUGCUUUUUUUGUCCUGCGUUUAAGCUGUGGGUGGCUUUCUUUAGGUGGCUAUUUCGUGUUGCGUCUGCAUGCUUUAGGUGAUGUGAGGUGGAAAUAACAAGUUUGGCAGUGCCCGCUUACAGUAACACCAGUAAAAAAUAUUUUUUCGGUUUAUUUUUAAAAAAAUAUCAGCCCGUUGACGUUCACAUGCUUCCCCCGUGUCCCCCCCCUCCCUCCCGUUCACCAUUGCACUAAAAAUAGCUUUGGGAUUUUGGGUUUCCUUAUUCGUCAAACGCAUUUCCAUUGUCCACGCUGCUUUGAUAAUGAGCAUUUAAAGCUUAGAAUGGAAUUACAGUAAUUUGGAAAAGUGGAAAACUACUGCAGUUUAUAGAUUGCUCUUCUGCCGCUAGCCUUUGCAGUUUAUUAAAGCAAGUCCCAUCGGCCGCGGGGAAACGUGUGUGUGUGUGCAAAGCACACCGCAUCCUGCCCCUCGUGGGCAGAAACCGGAUUCGGCAGAAAUGGACUGCAGUGGUUGGGUGCUGUUUGAAAAGGAAAUCCUAACAAUCCAUUGGGUACCGGCGCACUGUGCUCCGAGCAUUUAGCAUUUGAUCAGCGCAUCGCACUGCAUACUUUAUUGGGCGCUAUCGGCCUCUUGCUGACUGACCAUAGUUCUUGCUUCUUCAGAUCAAAACCAACACCGUGGGCCCCCUGACCAGUUUGUCACGUUGAUGUGUGUUGUGCACAGGGUGUUAUUGGCUAAAAAUGUGAAAGUGAACAAAUUAAUGAAGUUUUAACGUCUUGAUUUUUACAUGCCACUGGAAUUAGGUCUUGUUAUUUUGACGAUUGUGGGUGCCCAGUAAGAAAUGUGUGGAUGCGCCGACGUAAUUUUAACAACCCUGUUUAUUUUCUCCACCGAAAAAAAUAGAGCCUAAAAGCAGAGUGGGGGAGGAAGCUGAAUCUGACUGCAUUGAGGUACCAGCUGUUUUGGUUUAAAAAAACAUGACCAGGAGACUUUGCAGGAACGUUUGGUUCAUCCACAUUUUUUUCUGUUGGACCUUCAUUAUCCUGAAUUGGGGCAAUACGAGUUGACCCAAAAUCCAGUAUUGACGUCCCAGGAAAUCCUACUAGGGAAGACAACCACUCGCUCGCUCACUCGAAUUUGGGGAAGUUAAAUUGUCUUAACGCGUAGCUCACUUCGGCUGCAUCAAACGAUAUAAAUUAUAAUUCAAAGAGGGUGUUUACAUGUGCAAAUGUUUGACGUACAGCUCAACUGCUACUGUUGGCUCUUGCUAUUCAGAACGCUUUCUUCACCGUUUGAUUCCUGGAUGUAUUUGCGAAAACGAAACUGUACUGGCUGCUGUCUUGGUUUGAUGGGCAGAGGGAGUUGGAUACAAUGUCGUCGAGAUCAUGCUUAACUGUGCUGCUACGGCGGACGGAGUAACUUCUGUAGAUCGUUAUGAAAAAAGUGUGAUCUUAGGUGUUCUUGUAUUUCAAUCUAAUUUUGUUUUUGUUAAAGAAAUACUUGACUUCAUUAAGAAAAAAAAUUAAAAGGCUGCACACACCCCUCCCUCCCCCCCCAUGUGCUUAAUUGUUUGAGUGUACUAAUUGCGGCUUUGUAAAACUUUUUUAAUUAACAAGUUUAGGGUGUUUUUUUUGUUAUUGGCUACAAAUGGUGACCCCCGCCCCCCGUGUUUGUGAUUGAGUGCGUUGGCGUCCGGAGGAGGAGGAGCGGGUCCGAUCGCAGUACACCCCGUGCGUAGCCACUGCACAGCAUCAUGGUUAGCCAUCACAAGCCGAUCCGAUGUCUGUUUACUGGUGAUGGAAUUUAAAAAAACAAAAAACUAAAUAAACCCAACUUACGUGGAGUA
This is a messenger RNA of Lethenteron reissneri (Far Eastern brook lamprey), 3059 nucleotides long. Its product is annotated as 14-3-3 protein epsilon-like. The record is from RefSeq and is a predicted model, not a curated record. NCBI's taxonomy places the organism in Eukaryota, Metazoa, Chordata, Hyperoartia, Petromyzontiformes, Petromyzontidae.